AUGGGCAAACGCAAGUUACAGCAGAAAGGAUUGGGUGAUAGAGGUCAAAGCGACAUCAAACCUCUGCGGUAUGCGCUCCCAAUAAAAGCCCUCAGGAACUGGCCCAAGAUCUUUCGAAGACGCCGAAACAUUCAACUCGGAGUCGAGAACAAAUCGCACGUCACAGGUCGCGCCGAGUCCGGCGAAGAUGAAAUUGACGACAUGAUCCGAAUUUUCAUGCGCGAGCCCGAGGAAUCACUGGGCUGCCUACCACGAGCCGACAGGAUCGAAGAAUUCUGCUUUGGGAUGAGCAUCGAUUCCCUACGAAAAGCCGACGUGAAGCAAGACGAAACGCGAGUCAUCGCGUGGCUGGAUGAUAGGAACCUGGAUUGUCUGCUCGAACCGUCGGAGGCGCACUGCCGGCCUCUAACAGCGUAUGAGUUGUUUCGACAAUUGGAACAGCCUCGCUUUCCUUCAGCAGGACCCCUGACCCCUCCCGUCACUGGAAAUCGAACAGCUCUGAUGGAUGCGGACCGGCGUCUCAUUUUCAUCACGAACCUGGAUUGCUACAGUAUCUAUGCACUUGUACGAACGGCUUCGACUCAUCAAGCCACUGCUCUUCGAGGAGCGCUAUACCACCAUCUGGAGUUCGAGGCCUCCUUAGAGCUAGCCGCCAUGAUGGAAGGAUUUCCCAUGUUCAGACUCGCAUUUCACCUACCCUUUUUCGCCGUGAGGACUUCGGAGACCCCGCAGACGGACUGCCGCCGGGAUCGAAAUGGGAUUCCUUUACGACGCCGGCAGGAUAUCUCGUUCCUCAAUUGGCAGGCCGAUGCUCCUUCGAUCUACCUCUACGAUGCACAAGUCUCCUGCGUAAUCACAGGCUUCGACUGGACCAGGUGGAUAGCGUGGCUCUUCAUCGACACCUACUAUUUUGAUCCUGGUGACGAAUCCGAAGAAGACGUAUCGGAAUACUACGAAGACGGACUCUCUCCGGCUGGCAUGCGUGCAGAUCCGCUCACGUACGGGAUUUUAGAUGCGGACAAGCCAAUUUGGGAUCCCGAGGAUUAUUUCUUGACCGUCUUGAAAACCCGCUUCGCCCAAGUGAAAAGAGAAUGGAAGGGAGUGGUGACGAAGCUGAAAUCAAGCUUUCGACACCAUCACUCGACACAUCAAUAUCGACUCUGGUCCCCCGCAUCCAGCGACGCUGAGAGAGUGAGCAGCCAUGGCGAAGAGCUUCGCCGUUCACUCGACUGGGUGCUGUUGUUUAUGCACCUCGCAAAGGAGGUGAAUGAGACUCUUUCCAAGACUCUCAAGGCAUACGAGCCUUUUUGUUCGAGGCGAGCUGGCGACUUUGUCGGCGGACUUCGAUUCCCACCCGAACACAAGUUGCUUCCUUCGAUUCAGGAGACAUUCGACGACUUGUGUCAACUUAGGGAGACACUCGAUCAUCUUCUUGACCGCUGCGGUCAAUAUACCAAAGAACUUGAGUUUAAACUCAACUUGGAAGUUCGGGAGAUGAACACGCAACAGUUGAGACUUGCUCUCGAAGCAAAUCGAAUUGCGGAGGAUAACAAGGGGUUUUCGUGGAUCAUCCUGAUCUACGUUACACCACUGGCGCUGACGUCGAGCGUCUUCUCCAUGCAACCUACAGUCAUACCUGUUCCUCCCACAUUUGGGUGGUUUCUGGCCUUGAUCGCCAUCCUUUUUUGCGUGGGAUUUCUCGUCCUCACCACGUGGUUCUGUCGUUGGGGUCAAGUAUUAGCCUUAACUUGGCAAUACUGUUGUGCGGUGUCUUGCCAGUUGCGAAUGCCCCGAAGAAAGAGGCAUAUCCCGACAGAUGAAGAGACCGGCAGCUCAACGACAUCAGAGGGCUCUUCUGUCUGA
Fonsecaea nubica is the source of this 1863-nucleotide messenger RNA. RefSeq lists its product as hypothetical. The transcript has a single exon. Lineage: Eukaryota; Fungi; Ascomycota; Eurotiomycetes; Chaetothyriales; Herpotrichiellaceae. The record is from RefSeq and is a predicted model, not a curated record. The coding region runs from base 1 to 1863 and encodes 620 amino acids.